CCCGUAGUUUCAUUACUUUCCACAGUCUUUGAUUUCAAUACUCACGGACUCCGGUAAAUCGUAGUAGCUACAUUUUUAAAGCAGUGUUAGAUGUAUUUGUGUACAUGUAUAGACACGCGAAUGCCUAGUUAACUUCCUCGUAUAUAGGUAGUUAAAGAUAGUUGGAUAGCAUCACUGACCGGGGCCAGCAUGUUUCAUGCAAGACCCAUGCGAGUUGAGGCUAGCAGGCUGUUAGCGUGAUAUCCAAUAAUGAUAUCAACUUAUUAUUCGUUGCGAGAAACAUAUAGUUAACAAGUUAUCGAGCAAUCCAUAGAUCGAUAUAUACUAGCUCUCGAAAUGUCCCAUGUCUGUGUGACAGGACGCGGAAGGCGUCCGUUUCCGACAAUUUAGUAAGCUGUGCAGUAGUAUACUAGUAGUAGCUAGCUAACUACCUUGCUAAUUUAGGUUGCCAGCCAAAGCAUUGCUUUCCUUGGCUAGCUAGUCGGCUAAGUUUAUUGCUAUAACGUUACUUUGGAAUGGAACUGUUUCCCCGCCAGGUUAUUCUGUAGCUCCAAGCCAAUGACGACAUUGAAACUGUACACAAGUUACCUAGCUAGGUACCACUGCCAAGCUUAUUUACCUUAGUUAAGUCACUACUCAUACGACAUACUUUCUAAUUUGCUUGGGAUUACUUGAAUUUACUCGUUCACAAUGUUGAACUCACCGAACUGCAUACGAAAAUUGAUUGUACAAGGAAUGAAGCGGAUGGUGUGGUCCGUGGCUGACAGGAGACGAAUACACGUCAAGUCAUUCGUGUCCGACGGUCACAAAACGCUGUGGACAAUCUUAGGGAAUGGGAGCUAUUUCUCCACAAAUUCCUCGCUCUGCGCCAAGACUCGGGGAAUUCAGAAGAAGAGAGACCUUUCAGAGAAGAAACUGACUCGCUACUUUGUUGAUCACCGCACAGUGAAGCUGGUGGCUGGCACUGGUGGCAAGGGUGCUUGUACUUUCCACAGUGAACCCAGGAAAGAAUGGGGAGGGCCAGAUGGAGGGAAUGGAGGUGAUGGAGGAAGCAUUAUUAUAAAAGUUGACCAGCAAGUGAAAUCGCUGUCAUUGCUCACCCCGGUUUACCGUGGGGAAGAUGGAGAACGGGGGGGGAGCAAAAACUGCUACGGCCGCAACGCAGCCACUACCUACAUUCGAGUACCUGUUGGUACAGUCCUUAAGGAGAAUGGGAAAACUGUUGCCGAGCUGACACGUCACAACCAGGAGUAUGUCGCCGUGUACGGUGGAGCUGGGGGCAAGGGGAACCGUUUUUUCCUCUCCAAUGAGAACCGUGCACCAGUGCAGACCAGCCCCGCGGAAGAAGGCCAGCAGCGGGUUUUACACCUGGAGCUGCGUACCAUGGCACAUGCCGGACUGGUAGGAUUUCCGAAUGCAGGAAAAUCUUCACUGUUACGAGCCAUUUCAAAUGCAAAACCAGCUGUGGCAGCUUAUCCCUUCACCACACUUAACCCCCACGUCGGCGUUGUGCAAUACCAGGACUAUGUGCAAGUGGCAGUGGCUGACAUCCCAGGGAUCAUCAGGGGAGCGCACAUGAACCGCGGCCUGGGGGUCUCCUUCCUGCGGCACAUCGAGCGCUGCCGCUUCCUGCUGUUUGUGCUGGACCUGUCGGCCCCGGAGCCCUGGGUCCAGCUGCAGGACCUGCGCUUUGAGCUGGAGCAGUACCAGCCAGAGCUGUCCCGGCGGCCGCAGGCCAUCGUGGCCAACAAGAUGGACCUCCCCGAGGCCCGGGACAACCUGGCCGCCCUCAGGGGUCACGUGACUCAGCGGGUCAUCCCCGUGUCGGCGCUCACUGGACAGAACGUGGAAGAGCUCAUCCUGCACCUGCGGUGGUUGUAUGACGGACACCCACACGCAGAGGAGGGGGGAACUUCAGAAGGGUAGCUGUGAGAGGAGAAGGAAGCGCCUGCCCAUUUGGACCCCUCCCUCCUGCUUGGGGCUAUAUAUUAUUAUAAAUUAUUUGUGAAACUGAAAUGGACAAUGCAUUCUAAGCUAAUAUAAUUUAAAAUAAAUUUAGUACACAUCUGGUGAUUUGUAUUUAUAUACAGUUGUCUGGUCAGUCACACACUUUUUUGUGUAUGAAUAAACGUGUACACUGUG
Molecule: messenger RNA, 2142 nt
Organism: Anguilla rostrata (American eel)
Lineage: Eukaryota; Metazoa; Chordata; Actinopteri; Anguilliformes; Anguillidae
Gene: mtg2
Product: mitochondrial ribosome-associated GTPase 2
Exons: 6
Coding region: 691-1926 (411 amino acids)
Cellular component (GO): mitochondrion
Molecular function (GO): GTPase activity; magnesium ion binding; GTP binding
Source: RefSeq, a predicted model, not a curated record